This is a messenger RNA of Chlorocebus sabaeus (green monkey), 13830 nucleotides long. The record is from RefSeq and is a predicted model, not a curated record. NCBI's taxonomy places the organism in Eukaryota, Metazoa, Chordata, Mammalia, Primates, Cercopithecidae.
CUUAAAGACCCCAGGUUUAGACCCACCCACCCCCUCUCCUUGUGGGCCCGGCUCAACUGGGGGCCUCAUAGUGAGGGAGGGGGCUGUGGGUGGCCGCUGAGGGAAGAGGGAAGAGUCAGAGCACCCCAGGACCUCACUCAGUUGAAGCUCCUUAGGGCCCUGGUGGGGAAACCAAGGCAGGGUCCUACCACGAUUGUCAGACCUCACAUGUAGUAGGUGCUUCUUGGGUAUUAGCUGAAGGGUGGGUCCCAUAGCAGUGACCAGUCAGGAAGUUACCCCAGAGGAGGCUGAGUUUGGGCUUUGAGGGCUGAGAGGAAGGAACAGCAGGAGCAGUGAGACAAGAAGCAAAUUGUCAGGAGUUGGGGUAGGGCAGAGCUAGUCAAGCAGGCCUGGUGGACAGUGGGGGCUCAUCCAGAGGACUCCAAGCCCACCAGAGCUCCCCCAGGGAAGGCAUAGGAGGGACAGGGGAGUCUUGGGGGACUGGGGACAGCACCUGACAGGCUGGCGGUUGGGCAGCCCAUAAAAGUUAAUGCCAUAUAGCAUGCAGAUGAGUGGUCCCUGUUCAGGCAGGAGCAGCAGUGAUGUUCAGCAACCCCCCCAGUGAAUGGGGUCACAGAGUGAGGGGGCACUGAAUGUGGAAGGGCACUCAGGGUCACAAAGGUCAGGGCAGAACAAACCCUCAGGUGACAGGAGGGAGCAGAAGCUGACCUGUCCAGCUAUGCCACUGAGGCCUCAGAGGGGUCCAGGGAGGUUAGGUCAGGCUGGAGGCAACCUCGUCCUGCCCACACUUCCCCCAGUUCCCUCUCCCUAACUGAUCUCUACUGCCUCUUAGAAGCCUGGUCAGGCCCUCCACUUCCCCUGGUACUUUAUCUGGUCAUAUUCCUUUUUGGGCCUCAGCUUACCUUCCUGAAAUGGGUGAAUGGAAGGUGGAAUCACUUCCUUGAUGCUUGGUCCCCUGCUUCUAUUACCAAGGCGCCUGAAGGAGGAGGGUCUGUAGUGACAGGGAGAUGAGCACACAGCCCAGGCUUGGGUGGCCACUGGACAUUCCUGGGGUUGUUAUGACAACUGGGGAGCUGAUGGGGAAGUGUGGGGUCCCCGGAGAAACAGGGUCAGUUACUAUGGGUCUAUAGGGACCCUGGAAGGAGAUUGCCAUUUUCCAUAGUGAUAGUAAAAGGGGGUGGUCAGCUCUUGAGCCGCUUGCUUGAGCCUGUUUCCAUUCUGUGGAGUGUGAUUUCAUUUCAAUAAAUCUAUGCUUUCCUUGCUUUAAAAUAUAUAUACAUAUACAUACAUAGUACAAGGGGAUGGUCAGGCCCUGGGGCAGGGUGGGUGUCAUGGAGAUCAGAAGGUCCCCCCUUUCAGCACCCCCUCUCCAGGUAAGGGGGAGAGACUGGCCCAGCCACCCAGGCACUCAGACCACUAUCCUCAGUUGUCCCUGCCCCAGCAAAGUCCCAUCUUCCUGCUUCAUCCCAUGGCCUAACAUCCUCCAAGCCUGACCUCCAGUCCUGGUGAUGUAGCCAGAAGUCACAUUUAGCUUGACAUUGCCCUCCCCAUCCGGAUACUGAAUUGGGGGACACCCUAGGCCUGAGAUAGGCUAUUCCACACAGACCCCACCCUGUCCCAUUUCUGCUUGUCUAUCCCUGAAGAUGGAGUGCUCACUACCAGCCAGGCAGCUCUGACUGAGAGGAGUCACCCACUCUUGAGCUGUGUUCUUCUCUCCCUUCCUGCUCCUAGCUCUUCCCUGGGGUCUAUUAAUGCCUCUUACUGUCACUCACAGUGGGGGCUGAGGGUUGUUGCCUGGAAUUCAGGGAGCUCGGGCAGUCCAGAGCCCCUGGAUCUGGAGCUCCACUCACCUUACCCUGACCUCGAGUUGGGAAGGUAUGGCUGGAGAACUUUUACCCAUGAAGCAAAGGGAUGGUUUUAAAGAGGUGAAUGUUAGGUAACAAGCCACCGAGAGUUAGAAUGGGGACUGGACUCCGGAACCCAUGUGCUCACCACUGAUUUGGUUCGUGAGAGGCACCAGACAGGAAUAGGUCUUACAAAGGGUGCUGAUGCCCCUGAUGGGGGCAUUCCAGCAGAGCAAACAAGAGCAAAGCACAGGCAGACCUGUGGGGGUAGAGACAGCGAGUCACGCCCUUGGGCCCGGGCAUCCUGCAGGUUUAGGGUGUGGAGGCUGGAGGUGAGGUGGGCACCACCCACACAGGGCCUCAGAUGUGAGCUUGUGAUAGGGCAUGUGACUGGCUGAUCAGGCUGUGAUGGUGACAGAUGUCUACUCGAGGCCCACUGUGCGCUGGACUUGGGGUACGUCAGGCAGGGUCUGGGAGCAGCAUGGUGUCAGGCAGCUCAGUGAUCCCUGUCACCUUGGCAAACAAGGUGUACUCCCUGUACUCCCCACCAGUGUCACAACCACCAGCCCUCAGCCCUCCGGGUUACUUCAGAAUUCCAGAGGAGUCUCAGUUCCAUGCGCAGCCAGGGACUGUUUGAGCCUAAGCAGCCCUCAGGAGCCCCUCACCCCCAGCACUCUCAAGUGCCCUCACAGCUAGUUGGGCAUAAGUUGGGGUCUCUGUGGAGGCGGCCAUGAGACCCCCUCUUCCCAGGGACACCGGCCUUCCCCAUUCCCACAACCUUCUCCCCUGCUGCAGGACCUGGGCAUCACUUACCUAUGGGCCCUGGAGAGGGCUUGGCAGGUGUAGCUGCUCCCAGCCUGCCCUCAGUGGGGGACAGGGUUGGGGCUCUUACCCAGUUAGGUGGGAGCGAGGGGCUGGACUGUCCCUGACCCAUGUUCCUGCUCAGAGCUGGCACAACUGACCAAGGCAGAGGCUCUGAGAGGGGCAUGGGAAGCCUGAGCAUCACGGCCACCCCUCCCAGGCCCUGGACCUUCACAUGCAGCACUGCUACUAUGCUCUCAUCCCCUGCCAUUCUCUGCCUUCUGACCCUGGCUCCCUGAGGGACUCCCAUACCCCAACACAUCACAGUCUCAAGCCAUGGGGCCUAGGCCAGAGUUGGCCUGAGUCCUUCCAGGGAGAAAAGGUAAGACCCAGGGAGGCAGGACAGGCAGCCACCCCACCCCUGCCCAAUACUGUGCUUUGGAGACCUCCUCAUCCCCUUUCAGAGCCCCUGAAGGCUGUCUUGAUUGCCCCAGCCCUGAACCCAGCUCAGCCCAAUCUGCUGAAAGUUUACAGGACUGCACAGGCCAAGGCUGUGGUUCUAGGGACAGAAAGCAGGAGUAUGUAGAGAUUGAGGGACCCACCCCUGUCCUGGGAAGGCUGAUCAAGGUGAUGGCCACCAGGAGGGUGGGAGGUUCCUGCUCAAGUACUACAAGCCCAAGUUACACAAGGCAGUAGGGCAUAGGGUGGGCAGAGGCCUGGACAAGAGGAUGUGAACCACAGAUGGGGAGAGGUGGAAGCCGGAGAAGCAGGUCCUGGUUGGACCAGCAGCCUGGAAUGCCAGGCUCAGCAGUCGAGCCUUUAUGGGGAGGGGUUAGACAUGGUCAAAUGUGGGCUUUCUGGUGCUCAGUAGAGCUGCAGCUGGCAGGAAGACUCCCAUUUUGAGUGACUGGCUUGACUGAGGGGCAGAAGAGGGGAAGACAGCAUUGGGACAUUUUUGAAGGCAGCCAGCGGUCUCUGUGGGGCCAUUGAGGCAAGGAUCGGGUUACAUGGUCUGCAUGGGCUGGCUUGCUAGCAAUCAUGAGUGGUCCUGGCCUAGAACUAAGGUCUGGCUUUCAGCAUCCUCAAAGGUACACUGAAGGCAAAGUAGUAGAUAAGGCAUCCCCUAUGGGGCCUCCUGUUUCCCCAUCUGUAAUGGGAGAGGUUCAGAAGAAAUGGUCCAGGACCCCUGGCUGCCUCUGCUGUCUCAGGAUCUGGGUAUUUUGGGCUCCUUGCUGAUUGUUCGGUAGGAGGCUGCCAGCAGGAGAGGGUGGAGAGGUCAAUAAAUGUCACUGACAGGCAAAAUGUCAUGGUUGUGUGGGUCUGCUCCAUGGUGGCCCUGGCACCUCUCUGAGUUGUCUUCAGAUCUGCACUAAAAUAUACCAGGGAGUUCCCCAGUCACAGGGUGGAUGGCUGCUCUGCCUAGGUUUUUGGGGGAUCUGGCUCAGGUCUGCUGCGGUCAGGCCUCUUGCCCUGGGGCCAUUCAGGCCUUGCCCUGUGGUCUGGGUCCAUAGACUGCAAAAAUUAGCCAUCCAUCCAAAGAUAGUUCUGGAGGUCCUUGGGUAUGAGGUCCAUGGCACCUGGGGAGCAGCCUCAGGCCUGCUGAGUACUGACCAUGAUGUGUCCCUUGCCUCUUCAUCUUUUUCCACUCUAGCUCCCCCUGUCCACCUCUCUAACUCUAGGACUCAGCUGGUUGGGAGCUCCAAAUGGCGCCAGCCUGGAGGAAUUCCUGUAUAAGCCACCACCCACUGCUAUCCCCUGGGAGGGGCUUAGAGGUUAGAGGAGAUACAGGCUAGGCUAGGAUUUAUCAGCUGUGUUCCUGAGCAAAGAGAACUGCAGGGUCCAGAUGAGGUGGCCAGGAUAUGGCGGUGGUGGGGGGACAAAGGUAUGGCUGAGUCUUCUACAUCGACCUCUAUGGCCUAAGGCCUUGAGCACAGGUCAGGGAGCUGUGGGUGCCUUGAGUGAAGGGUACUGAAGCAGCAGGAUCAGAACCCUCACCUGGAUAAGAGCUCUUCCAAGCGCCAACCUCAUGCUUGUAAAACUAGUCUCUGGCCCACAAGCCCCACCCAGGAUAGGUGACUCCACCCCUCUGUAACAGGUCCCACCCUCAGCGCAGGCCAGGUCGCUUGCAGCCUCUCUCACUGGGGCCCAGGGUGCCCCGGCCCCCCCACAUCCCUGCGGUCUGCCGGGAGGAAGCGGUCCCCCUCCCCCACCGUGACUUUGCGUUUCCUGCCCCAGCCCCAGGGCGGGAGGAGACGUUUCCCGUUCACACCAAAGUUUUCCUGGCAGCGCCUAGACCUGGGCUUAGCCACUGCCCCUCUUGCCCAUGGAACCAGCUCUGGGGCCUGGGGUCCAGAAGGACCUGGGUUGCCUGCAGCAGUGGCUGAAGGCCUUCGUAGGUGCCUUCAAGAAGAGCAUCUCACUGUCCUCUCUGGAGCCACGAAGGCCAGAGGAGGCAGGUGCAGAGGUCCCGCUGCUACCACUGGAUGCGCUGCAUGUGCUGGCCGAGCAGCUGCACCAGGCCGACCUGGAGGAAGCCCUCCUGCUGCUCAAGCUCUUCAUCAUUCUGUGCAGAAACCUGGAGAACAUAGAGGCAGGCCGGGGCCAGGUGCUAGUGCCCCGAGUGCUGGCGCUGUUGACCAAGUUGGUGGCGGAGCUGAAAGGAUGCCCACCACCCCAGGACCAAAGGGCACAGUUGGAGAAUGUGGCCCUACAUGCUCUGCUUCUCUGCGAGGGCCUCUUUGACCCUUACCAGACCUGGCGGCGCCAGCGCAGUGGGGAAGUCAUCAGCUCCAAGGAGAAGAGCAAAUACAAGUUCCCUCCUGCUGCUUUGCCCCAGGAAUUCAGUGCCUUCUUCCAAGAGAGCCUACAGAAUGCAGACCACUUGCCUCCCAUACUGCUGUUGCGUCUCAUCCACCUCUUCUGCGCCGUCCUCGCUGGAGGAAAGGAGAACGGGCAGAUGGCUGUAAGUGACGGCUCUGUGAAAGGUCUGCUGAGUGUGGUGCGGGGCUGGAGCCAUGGGCCAGCCCCAGACCCCCGCCUAGUACCACUGGCUCUAGAGGCACUGGUGGGUGCAGUCCAUGUCUUGCAUGCCAGCCGCACACCUCCUCGUGGCCCAGAGCUUCGUGCCCUGCUUGAGAGCUACUUCCAUGUCCUUAAUGCCGACUGGCCAGCUGGUCUGAGCUCAGGCCCCGAAGAGGCCCUGGUCACCCUCCGGGUCAGCAUGCUCGAUGCCAUCCCCAUGAUGCUGGCAUGUGAAGACCGGCCAGUGCUGCAAGCCACCUUCCUCAGCAACAAUUGCUUUGAACACCUCACUCGGCUCAUUCAGAACAGCAAGCUGUACCUGCAGGCCCGGGCGCCCCCUGAGGGGGACAGUGACCUGGCUACCCGGUUACUGACUGAGCCCAAUGUCCAAAAGAUGAGGACACUGAGGCCUGGAGGGAGAAGACUGAUGCCUGAGGUCACUUGGGGAGUCAGGCAAAGUUGGGACCAAAGGCCCCAUGGAGCCAAAUGUGACCUAGUCCCUGCUGAGAAGCUCUCCAAGCCCUCCCAAACCCUGACCCCCUCAGGGUGGGGCAGGAGAGGGAGCAGCAUGCCUCUGGCUGUCAGGUUCAGCCAGGCUGAGCCUCAGUGUCCCCACCUGGAUCUAGGGGGAAGGGGCAAGGUCCUGGACCAAGACACAGACGCCAUUGCAGUCCAUGUAGUCAGAGUGCUGACCUGCAUCAUGAGUGACUCCCCCUCAGCCAAGGAGGUGUUUAAGGAGCGCAUCGGCUACCCUCACCUGCAGGAGGUUCUGCAGAGCCAUGGUCCCCCCACCCAUCGGCUGUUGCAAGAGCUGCUCAACAUGGCUGUGGAGGGUGACCACAGCUUGUGCCCACCUCCACCAAUCCGCAAUGAGCAGCCGAUACUGGUGCUGGUGCAGUGGCUGCCGUCAUUGCCCACCGCUGAGCUGCGGCUCUUCCUAGCACAACGCCUCAGGUGGCUCUGUGACAGCUGCCCUGCCAGCCGUGCCACCUGUGUGCAGGCAGGCCUGGUGGGCUGCCUGUUGGAGACACUCAGCACAGGGCUAGCCCUGGAGGCCCGCUGCCAAGAGCAACUGCUGGCACUGCUACAAGCACUGGGCCGUGUAUCAAUAAGGCCCAUGGAGCUGCGUCACCUGCUGCGCCCUCCGCCAGGAUUGGACUCGGGACCAGGUGGAGCUGAGGCUGGAAAGGCCCGACACGCAGGUGCUGUCAUCCGUUCAUUAUCAGGCAUGGCCAGGCACCAGGGCCCUGCACGCGCUCUACGCUACUUUGACCUCACGCCCAGCAUGGCAGGCAUCAUGGUACCCCCUGUGCAGCGAUGGCCAGGGCCUGGCUUCACCUUUCAUGCCUGGCUCUGUCUGCACCCCAUGGAUAUAGCACCUACCCCUGCCCCCACCCGACCACUCCAGCGAAAGCAGCUGUACAGCUUCUUCACCAGCAGCGGCUCAGGGUUUGAGGCCUUCUUCACGGCGGCCGGGACCCUGGUGGUGGCUGUGUGCACACGGAAGGAGUACUUGACCAUGAGUUUGCCUGAAGUGUCCUUUGCCGACUCUGCCUGGCACUGUGUGGCUAUCGUCCACGUGCCUGGGCGCCGGCCCUUCAGCCAGAACCUGGUCCAUGUCUACAAGGAUGGCCAUCUGGUCAAGACAGCACCCCUUCGCUGCCCCUCCCUCAGUGAGCCUUUCUCCUCCUGCUGUAUCGGCUCCGCUGGGCACCGCACAACGACCACCACCACGGGGCUGCCCAUGCCACCAGUCCCCACCACCCUGGCCUACACUCACCCUGCCCUCACCCGCUCCCAGUCAGUCCCAGCCUCCACGGGGCUUGGCUGGGGGUCCGGGCUGGUGGCCCCCCUGCAGGAGGGCAGCAUCGACUCUACCCUCGCAGGCACCCAGGACACUCGGUGGGGCAGUCCCACGUCCCUGGAGGGUGAGCUGGGGACUGUGGCCAUCUUUCACGAAGCCCUGCAGGCGACGGCUCUGUGGACCCUGUGCACCCUGGGGCCCAAUGAGACGGCACCCUUCAAGCCUGAGGGGGAGCUGCAUGAGCUCAGCACCAGGCUGCUCCUCCAUUACUCACCUCAGGCUUGUAAGAACAACAUUUGCCUGGACCUGUCCCCCAGUCAUGGGCUUGAUGGGCGCCUGACGGGCCACAGAGUGGAGACCUGGGAUGUGAAGGAUGUGGUGAACUGCGUUGGGGGUAUGGGUGCCCUCCUGCCCCUGCUGGAGCGAGUAGCUGCACAGCCCAAAGAGGCUGAGGCAAGUCCAGCUGAAACCCAUGACCUCGUGGGUCCUGAACUGACCUCUGGCCACAAAACCCAGGGCCUGGUUCUCCCAUUGGGUAAAUCUUCAGAGGAACGGAUGGAAAGGAACGCAGUGGCUGCUUUUCUGCUGAUGCUGCGGAACUUCCUUCAGGGUCACAUGGUGAACCAAGAGAGCCUGGUGCAGUGCCAGGGGCCUGCCAUCAUCGGGGCCCUCCUGCGAAAGGUCCCCAGCUGGGCCAUGGACAUGAACGUGCUCAUGUCUGCCCAGCUGCUGAUGGAGCAAGUGGCGGCUGAGGGCAGCGGGCCCCUCCUGUACCUACUCUACCAGCAUUUGCUCUUCAACUUUCACCUCUGGACCCUCAGUGACUUCGCCGUGCGCCUCGGCCACAUCCAGUACAUGUCCAGCAUAGUUCGGGAGCACAGACAGAAGCUGCGGAAGAAGUACGGCGUCCAGUUUAUCCUGGAUGCUCUGCGCACCCACUACAGCCCGCAGCGGGAGCGCCCCCUGGCUGCUGACGACCUACGCACCGUGCAGACCUCCCUCCUGGGCCUGGCAAGGGAGUUCCUGGUGCGGAGCCUCUCAGCAGAUGACGUGCAGGUCACGCAGAUCAUGCUGAACUUUUUGGCAGCCACAGGCGAUGAUGGCCAGGUGGUGGGUGCGCUGGACCUGCUGCUAGCCCUGCUGCACGGUUCCCUGGCGCAGGAGUCCUUGGCUAUCUUUCUGUUGGAGCCAGGGAACCUCGAAGUGCUGCUGGCCCUGCUAGUGCGGCCAGGUUCACUGCCCCUGCUGCCCGAUCGAGUCUGCAAGAUCCUGCGCAGACUGCAGCAGAACGAGCGGCUACCUGAGCGGAGCCGCCAGCGCCUCCGGCUGCGGGAGUGUGGUCUCCAGGGUCUGAUUGCCUGCUUGCCUGAGGGGACUGUUUCCCCCCAGCUCUGCCAGGGCCUCUACAAGCUGUUCCUGGGGGCAGAUUGCCUGAACCUCUCAGAUCUGUUGGCUGUGGUACAGCUGUCCCUCCAGGCUGACCUCAGCGUUCGCCUAGACAUCUGUCGCCAGCUCUUCCACCUCAUCUAUGGACAGCCAGAUAUAGUGCGCCUUCUGGCCCGACAGGCUGGCUGGCAGGAUGUGCUGACCCGGCUAUAUGUCCUGGAGGCUGCCACAGCUGGCAGUCCCCCUCCUUCUUCCCCAGAGUCACCCACCUCCCCCAAGCCAGCCCCACCCAAGCCACCCACUGAGUCACCUGCUGAGCCUUCAGAUGUCUUCCUGCCCUCAGAGGCACCCUGCCCUGACCCUGAUGGCUUUUACCAUGCUCUCUCCCCAUUCUGCAUGCCCUUUGACCUGGGCCUGGAACGGUCUAGCGUAGGAUCAGGCAACACUGCUGGUGGUGGCGGCAGCAGUGGUACUCUUACUCCAGCCAGCCAGCCUGGCACUCCUUCCCCACUGGAUGGGCCGAGGCCCUUUUCUGCUGCCCCUGGCCGCCACAGCUCCAGUCUCUCCAAUGUGCUGGAGGACGGCAGCCUCCCAGAGCCCACCAUUAGCGGGGAUGAUACCUCGAACACCAGCAACCCACAGCAAACCUCUGAGGAAGAGUUGUGCAAUCUGCUCACCAACGUGCUGUUCUCGGUGACGUGGCGUGGUGUGGAAGGCAGCAAUGAGGCUGCCUGGCGGGAGCGUGGCCAGGUUUUCUCGGUGCUCACCCAGCUGGGGGCCUCAGCCACACUUGUGCGCCCACCAGACUGCAUCAAGCGCAGCCUCCUGGAGAUGAUGCUGGAGUCAGCCCUGACCGACAUCAAGGAGGCCCCCAUGGGGGUCCUGGCCAGCCUCACCCAGCAGGUGCUUUGGCUGCUGCGUCUGCUGCAGGACUUCCUGUGUGCUGAAGGCCAUGGUAACCAGGAACUGUGGAGUGAGAAGCUCUUUGAAGGUGUAUGCAGCCUACUUGAUCGCCUGGGAGCCUGGCCCCACCUGGCCAACGGCACAGCUGAUCUCCGUGAGAUGGCACAGAUUGGCCUGCGGCUUGUGCUUGGCUACAUCCUGCUGGAAGACCCACAGCUGCAUGCCCAGGCCUACGUGAGAUUGCACAUGCUGCUACAGACUGCAGUGCCAGCCCGCCGCGAGGAAGCCUGCUAUGUGCUCUCCAAGCUGGAGGCUGCACUGGGGCGGGCGCUGAACACCUCUUCCUCCGAGUCAGCCACUGAUAAGGCAGGGCCCCCACCUGCAGCCACAGCAGCUGCAGAGCGCUGCUCCUGGCUGGUGCCGCUGGUACGCACGCUGCUAGACCGUGCCUAUGAGCCGCUGGGGCUGCAGUGGGGACUACCCUCCCUGCCACCCACCAAUGGCAGCCCCACCUUCUUUGAAGACUUCCAGGCUUUUUGUGCCACAGCCGAAUGGCGCCACUUCAUCGACAAACAGGUGCAGCCAACCAUGUCCCAGUUUGAAAUGGACACGUAUGCUAAGAGCCACGACCUUAUGUCAGGUUUCUGGAAUGCCUGCUAUGAUAUGCUCAUGAGCAGUGGGCAGCGGCGCCAGCGGGAGCGUGCCCAGAGUCGUCGGGCCUUCCAGGAGCUGGUGCUGGAACCUGCGCAGAGGCGGGCGCGCCUGGAGGGGCUGCGCUACACGGCAGCGCUGAAGCAGCAGGCAGCGCAGCACUCCACAGCCCUGCUGCACUGGGGCACGCUGUGGCGCCAGCUCGCCAGCUCAUGUGGGGCAUGGGCGCUGAGGGACCCUCCCACCCUCCGCUGGAAACUGUCCAGCGCUGAGACAUACUCACGCAUGCGUCUGAAGCUGGUGCCCAACCAUCACUUCGACCCUCACCUGGAAGCCAGUGCCCUCCGUGACAAUCUGGGUGAGGUUCCCCUGACACCCACCGAGGAGGCCUCGCUGCCUCUGGCAGUGACCAAAGAGGCCAAAGUGAGCACCCCACCCGAGGAGCUGCAGGAGGACCAGCUCGGCGAAGAUGAGCUGGCUGAGCUGGAGACCCCGAUGGAGGCAGCAGAACUGGAUGAGCAGCGUGAGAAGCUGGUGCUGUCGGCUGAGUGCCAGCUGGUGACGGUAGUGGCCGUGGUCCCAGGGCUGCUGGAGGUCACCACACAGAAUGUGUACUUCUACGAUGGCAGCACUGAGCGUGUCGAAACUGAGGAGGGCAUUGGCUAUGAUUUCCGGCGCCCACUGGCCCAGCUGCGUGAGGUCCACCUGCGGCGUUUCAACCUGCGCCGUUCAGCACUUGAGCUCUUCUUUAUCGAUCAGGCCAACUACUUCCUCAACUUCCCAUGCAAGGUGGGCACGACCCCAGCCUCAUCUCCUAGCCAGACUCCCAGGCCCCAGCCUGGCCCCAUCCCACCACACACCCAGGUACGGAACCAGGUGUACUCGUGGCUCCUGCGCCUACGGCCCCCCUCUCAAGGCUACCUAAGCAGCCGCUCCCCCCAGGAGAUGCUGCGUGCCUCAGGCCUUACACAGAAAUGGGUACAGCGUGAGAUAUCCAACUUCGAGUACUUGAUGCAACUCAACACCAUUGCGGGGCGGACCUACAAUGACCUGUCUCAGUACCCUGUGUUCCCCUGGGUCCUGCAGGACUACGUGUCCCCAACCCUGGACCUCAGCAACCCAGCCGUCUUCCGGGACCUGUCUAAGCCCAUCGGUGUGGUGAACCCCAAGCAUGCCCAGCUCGUGAGGGAGAAGUAUGAAAGCUUUGAGGACCCAGCAGGGACCAUUGACAAGUUCCACUAUGGCACCCACUACUCCAAUGCAGCAGGCGUGAUGCACUACCUUAUCCGCGUGGAGCCCUUCACCUCCCUGCACGUCCAGCUGCAGAGUGGCCGCUUUGACUGCUCCGACCGGCAGUUCCACUCAGUGGCGGCAGCCUGGCAGGCACGUCUGGAGAGCCCCGCCGAUGUGAAGGAGCUCAUCCCAGAAUUCUUCUACUUUCCUGACUUCCUGGAGAACCAGAACGGUUUUGACCUGGGCUGUCUCCAGCUAACCAACGAGAAGGUGGGCGAUGUAGUGCUGCCCCCGUGGGCCAGCUCUCCUGAGGACUUCAUCCAGCAGCACCGCCAGGCUCUGGAGUCGGAGUAUGUGUCUGCCCACCUGCACGAGUGGAUCGACCUCAUCUUUGGCUACAAGCAGCGGGGGCCAGCUGCCGAGGAGGCCCUCAAUGUCUUCUAUUACUGCACCUAUGAGGGGGCUGUAGACCUGGACCAUGUGACAGAUGAGCGGGAACGGAAGGCUCUGGAGGGUAUUAUCAGCAACUUUGGGCAGACUCCCUGUCAGCUGCUGAAGGAGCCACAUCCAACUCGGCUGUCAGCUGAGGAAGCAGCCCAUCGCCUUGCACGCCUGGACACUAACUCACCUAGCAUCUUCCAGCACCUGGACCAACUCAAGGCAUUCUUUGCAGAGGUCGUCAGUGAUGGUGUACCCCUGGUGCUAGCUCUGGUCCCCCACCGGCAGCCCCACUCCUUCAUCACCCAGGGUUCCCCAGACCUGUUGGUGACCGUGAGUGCCAGUGGGCUGCUGGGUACCCACAGCUGGUUGCCCUAUGACCGCAACAUAAGCAACUACUUCAGCUUCAGCAAAGACCCCACCCUGGGCAGCCACAAGACGCAGCGACUGCUGAGUGGCCCAUGGGUGCCAGACAGUGGUGUGAGCGGACAAGCACUGGCAGUGGCCCCUGACGGAAAGCUGCUAUUCAGCGGUGGCCACUGGGAUGGCAGCCUGCGAGUGACUGCACUAUCCCGUGGCAAGCUGUUGAGCCAGCUCAGCCGCCACCUUGAUGUAGUAACCUGCCUUGCACUGGACACCUGUGGCAUCUACCUCAUCUCAGGCUCCCGGGACACCACAUGCAUGGUGUGGCGGCUCCUGCAUCAGGGUGGUCUGUCAGUAGGCCUGGCACCAAAGCCUGUGCAGGUCCUGUAUGGGCAUGGGGCUGCAGUGAGCUGUGUGGCCAUCAACACUGAACUUGACAUGGCUGUGUCUGGAUCUGAGGAUGGAACUGUGAUCAUACACACUGUACGCCGUGGCCAGUUUGUGGCAGCACUACAGCCUCCGAGUGCCUCAGUGCCUGGACCUAUUUUCCACCUGGCAUUGGGGUCUGAAGGCCAGAUUGUGGUACAGAGCUCAGCGUGGGAACGUCCUGGGGCCCAGGUCACCUACUCCUUGCACCUGUAUUCGGUCAAUGGGAAGUUGCGGGCUUCACUGCCCCUGGUAGAGCAGCCUACAGCCCUGACGGUGACAGAGGACUUUGUGUUGCUGGGCACCGCCCAGUGCGCCCUGCACAUCCUCCAACUAAACACACUGCUCCCGGCCGCGCCUCCCCUGCCCAUGAAGGUGGCCAUCCGCAGCGUGGCCGUGACCAAGGAGCGCAGCCACGUGCUGGUGGGCCUGGAGGACGGCAAGCUCAUCGUGGUGGGCGCGGGGCAGCCUUCUGAGGUGCGCAGCAGCCAGUUCGCGCGGAAGCUGUGGCGGUCCUCGCGGCGGAUCUCCCAGGUGUCCUCGGGAGAGACAGAAUACAACCCUGCUGAGGCGCGCUGAACCUGGCCCGUCCGGCUGCUCGGGCCCCGCCCCCGACGGGCUUGGCCCGGAAGGCCCCGCCCAAAAGUCGGCGGGAACACCCCGGGGUGGGCCGCCCAGGGGGUGGGCGGGGCCCCACCCUACCCAGCUCAGGGAUUGGCGGGCGAUGUUACUCCCUCAGGGAUUGGCGGGCGGAAGUCCCGCCCCUCGCCGGCUGAGGGGCAGCCCUGAGAGUCAGCGCUGGCGUCUGCGGCCGUAGCAGCACUUUUUGCACAAUCUGGGGCUGGGUUCCCCGGCUUCCAAGUCCCCGUUUCGCCACAGCACGAGGGCCGCCUGUGGCCUUAAUUCCUAACGGCGGCCCCGGUUCUCCCUUAUCGGCAAUAAACCUAGCCUAGUUUUGUA